Molecule: messenger RNA, 1913 nt
Organism: Choloepus didactylus (southern two-toed sloth)
Lineage: Eukaryota; Metazoa; Chordata; Mammalia; Pilosa; Megalonychidae
Product: immunity-related GTPase family M protein 1-like
Exons: 3
Coding region: 335-1654 (439 amino acids)
Biological process (GO): cellular response to interferon-beta; defense response
Cellular component (GO): endoplasmic reticulum membrane
Molecular function (GO): GTPase activity; GTP binding
Source: RefSeq, a predicted model, not a curated record
GGGUCUGGAUUUGCGUUUUGGAACAUCCCAGGGGGAUCUGCUUCUGCCUGGGAGGACAGAGAACCUUCCCCAGGGAGGGGGUGACGUUCCGGGAGUGCCCCUGACCCCUGCAAGGAUCACCCUCUGCUUCCAGGAGCUGGGUUCGGAGAAGAUUAGAUGAGAUAAUACAUGCCAAGAACCCAGCGCAGACAGACUCACAGACACCAGACCUUACUACCCUGUGGUAAGAGGUCAGAGGCUGGGGGGAGAGCGAGAGGAAAGCCUUCCUGGGAGGUCCUGCUGGGACCAGAGAGCAUCACUGAGAGACUGCAGUGAGCCCUGCGGAGAGAUUUGAAUGGAUCGUAUCAUGAAACCCUCACAAGGGCCCUGUGAGGCCACCCCACUGCUCAUAGACACAGAAGAGUCCCCCGUGUCCCCUCACACUCCAUUAUCUGCAUCCUUCCCCUCUGUGAUGCCACACCAUUUGGGAGCAGAGGCCUGGAGCGUUGAGAAGGCCUGGGCAGAUGGGAGGAUGCCACAGAUGGUUUCUCUGGUCACAGAGACAGUGAGGACAGCGUCCUGCACACCUGUGAACGUCGCAGUGACAGGGGACUCUGGCAAUGGCAUGUCCUCCUUCAUCAACGCACUGCGGGGCAUCGGGCACGAGGAGGAGGCCGCGGCUCCCACUGGGGUGGUGAGAACCACCCUCACUCGUGCCUCUUACUCAUCCUCCCAUUUUCCAAAUGUGCUGCUGUGGGACCUGCCCGGCACCGGGUCUACCACCCAAAGCCUGGAGAACUAUCAGCAGGAAAUGCAGUUCAGCCUGUAUGAUCUCUUCAUCAUCAUCACAUCUGAGCAGUUCAGCAUGAAUCAUGUGAGGCUUGCCAAGGCCAUCGAGCGCAUGGGAAAGAAGUUCUACGUGGUGUGGACAAAACUGGACAGGGACCUCAGCACGAGUGCCUUCAGGGAGGGAGAGCUCCAGCAGAAUAUCCGAGGAAAUAUCCUGGAAAAUCUCCAGAAGGAGCGGGUGUGUGAACCCCCCAUUUUCCUGGUUUCCAGCCUUGACCCUUCAUUGCACGACUUCCCAAAGCUUAGGGACACAUUGCAAAAGGACCUCACCUACCUCAGGUGCCGUGGUCCCCUACAGAACCUGUUCCGUACCUGUGAGAAGAUCAUUGAUGACAAAGUGACCUCCCUGCAGGAGAAAAUAGGCACAAAGUCUUUCCAGAACACCCUUGGCAUCAGGAAUGCAGAUAAUUUGGAAGAGUGUCUGAAAGCCUACCACUGGCACUUCGGGGUUGAUGAUGAAUCUCUCCAGUUGGUGGCACAGACAACAGGGACAGACUUUCCCGAGUACAAGGCCAUCAUGAAGUCCCAGGAUAUUCAGACUGUCAACAAAGCUAACUGGAAACUGACGCUCAUGAAUUUUUUUGUCUUUCGAGCAUUCCUCUGCCUUCUUAGCUGCAUCCCUUUCUUCGGUACAUUUGUCAUCCGUUCCUUCAGGCAGCUGAAACAAAAACAGCUCCUUGUGAUAGUUGCCGAGGACACCAAGAGCAUCUUGAGCAAAGUCCUGAAAGACUCCAUCCCACAUGAAAGCCACCUUGGGAAAAGUCCACCAGGCUCAUUUGCCAGUAUUCUCUUUUCAGUAGGGUUCAUUUUUCUCCUUUGGAAAUGAGAAAUAUUUAACUUAACUCUUUCUGCUUAUUUCUAAAGCUUAUAGAUUCCUUGAAAACAAUUAUGAAAAAUGCUCAUCCUUCUAGCAUUAAUCAGUGUUUGAGUAUUUGUUGAAAUCAUUACAGAUGUCUCCUUGGACCAUAAUGCAGAAAUUUUCUUUCAGUUAAAAAUGUCAUGUGUGUCCUCAUCAGUCUCUUUUAUUUCCUAAUGCAUUAAAGUUAACAUCAUUUUUCCUUAUUAAAGUCUUUUCAUUCACUCUU